Molecule: messenger RNA, 1448 nt
Organism: Blepharisma stoltei
Lineage: Eukaryota; Ciliophora; Heterotrichea; Heterotrichida; Blepharismidae
Source: the annotation of a GenBank genome assembly
AUGUCUUUAGAGGCUUAUAUUGACAUAAGAUUUGGUGAUCCUGUCAUCAGCCUUUCACUAAACUAUGAAGGUCUGGUAUACGGCAGCAUGAUGGGCCGCUUGCUUUAUUACAAUUUUUACACAAAAGAAGAAAGAGUGAUAAAUGAGCUCAGCGAAGAGUACAUCCCAGGAGUGUGACUGUCAUAUGAUAACGUUCUUUACGCAGCUAUAGGCGACCAAAAAGCAAUGAUAGUUGUAAAUCCUGACGCUCCCAGGUUCCAAAAGCAAUACGUUCUCCAUGAAAAGCUCCACAACUCAGUCAACUGCGAAUUAACUCAGGUUCAGAUGCACCACGACACUGUUUGCUUGUUUACGCUUGACCCUCCUAAAGAAGACAUGCAAGAAGAAUUUGUCCAAUCUGUUCUACCUAUUUACCUUAAUCACCUCUCUACACAAAUUCAAGAGCACAUUGAAGGAAUUAGGUUCCCAGCCUAUACCAUGCCAUUUGAUUUUGACGGUAACUGUCUUCUGUAUAUGGAAUGGGAACAAAGCGGCUUAAGAACUUUGAAAAUGUUCUACAUGACGCCAAAUCCAAGACUUGUCCAAGUAAGUUCUUUUGACAAAUCUUAUGGAAAAGUGUCCUUUGCAAGAUUUUUGAAUGACUCCAUUGUAUAUGUCCACAAGAGAAAGACACUAAAAAUUUUAGAUAUAAAUUCAGGAGAAGAAAAAGCUACCCUUGGGUCUCAUAGAGCAGAAGUUGUUGCCUUAUCUGUGGUUACUUUACAAAAAGUCCAGCCUCCGAAUGUAAAAAUUAUUUAGCAAAGGAGAAAUCAUAGAGGAAGGCUUGAUGAUGCAAUGUAUGAAAACUCAAAUGAAGAAAUAGAAGAGAGUGUCCAUGAGUCCCAGAUAGAAAACUUAAAAACUGUAGUAAUUUCAGCUGACUCUUCAGGAUGCAUUUGUGUGUGGGAAAGCACAAGUGUUAUUGACAUCAUAAAAAUCAGCGAGCUACCCCAGCUGACCCCUCAAUAUCAAAAAAAGCAGUAUUUUUCGAUGGGAUACCCCUACACAAUUCAAGCAUUUGGCCCUCGCAUUGCGAUUUCUACUGACUUAGGAGUUUUAGUUAUAAAAUCAAAAGCAUUGGAAUCAAUCCAAUAUAAUUGCUAACCUCCCCUAACGUGAGUUUACAAAAAAAUUUUGCAUGCUUACUGUUGGUGUUUUUUGUUGUUGUUGAUAAAUUUUGUUGUAAAAAUUAAAAAAACAUCCAAUUCGAAAUAAAUUUUAAAGCAAAUGUUUAUUUAAAUUUGUUAUAUUUAUGUUUUAAAGCAAGCUGUUUAAAAUUAACAGAUUAGCUAGAGAUUUCAUUAUGCUAAUUAUCUCAUAUACAUCAAAAUAUUUUUCAUAAAGAAUUUUUGUCCCUCACGAAAGAUGAGUUUUUUCCCCCAAAAAUAGCUCACAGAGGAGGGGAGUAA